Messenger RNA from Pongo pygmaeus (Bornean orangutan), 9824 nucleotides. It is a transcript of the gene ZNF831, whose product is annotated as zinc finger protein 831. The transcript is spliced from 6 exons. NCBI's taxonomy places the organism in Eukaryota, Metazoa, Chordata, Mammalia, Primates, Hominidae. Bases 424 to 5454 code for a protein of 1676 amino acids. The record is from RefSeq and is a predicted model, not a curated record.
AUACCAAGUUUUAUCUCUGCUUGAGUCUCUUCCAGGUUGCUUGAAAUGGUGCUUUUCUCAGUUAAACGUGGACUUGACAUAAAGGCCAAGCCACAGGAGGCUGCCCUCUUUUAUUUUAUUUUAUCUUUUAAGGCUCAGGGAGCAUCUUUCUGUUUUCUGAGAUGCUGCCUGCAGAGUAGGAACUGGGAGAGAACACUAAAAUGCCCUCUCAGCAAAGAGUAGCGAGCUCCCUACAGAGAGUGUGAGCAGGGGCUCUUGAGCUCAUCUCUUCUCUGUGGGGCCAGCCCAGUGGUCCUUUCUGGACCUGUGGGUGUCUUCUCUGGGCAACCAGAUCAUUGUGUUUGAAUCAGAGCAUCAUUGGCUGAAAACACUCCACUGUUUAUAAAGGUUGUCCAGCAUUGUGGGCCAUCCAGAUGAUGCGGAAUGGAGGUUCCAGAACCCACCUGCCCUGCCCCUCCUGCGAGGGACCAGCCAGCUCCCACUCGUGGCCCUCCAGGGGCCCCAGGUGGCCAGGCCUCACCUCACUUGACCCUGGGCCCUGUCCUUCUGCCACCAGAGCAGGGCCUGGCCCCCACUGUGUUCCUGAAGGCCCUGCCCAUCCCACUGUACCACACGGUGCCUCCCGGGGGCCUCCAGCCGCGUGCCCCGCUAGUAACGGGCAGCCUAGAUGGGGGCAACGUGCCCUUCAUACUCAGCCCUGUGCUGCAGCCUGAAGGGCCUGGCCCCACCCAGGUGGGGAAGCCGGCGGCCCCUACGCUGACGGUGAACAUCGUGGGCACUCUGCCUGUCCUGUCGCCGGGCCUGGGCCCCACGCUGGGCAGCCCAGGCAAGGUGCGGAAUGCGGGCAAGUACCUGUGUCCGCACUGUGGUCGCGACUGCCUGAAGCCCAGUGUUCUAGAGAAGCACAUCCGGUCCCACACUGGCGAGAGGCCCUUCCCGUGCGCCACCUGCGGCAUCGCCUUUAAGACCCAGAGCAAUCUCUACAAGCACAGGCGGACGCAGACACACCUCAACAACUCCCGGCUGUCCUCGGAGUCCGAGGGGGCCGGGGGCGGCCUCCUGGAGGAAGGGGACAAGGCCGGAGAGCCCCCCAGACCAGACGGCAGGGGCGAGAGCAGGAACCAAGGGAUGCACGCAGGGGCCUCGGAGAGACCCCUUUCUCCGGGUGCCCACGUGCCCCUACUUGCCAAGAACCUGGAUGUGAGGACCGAAGCUGCUCCCUGUCCAGGGUCCACAUUUGCCGACAGAGAGGCUCCUUGGGACUCUGCCCCCAUGGCGUCACCUGGGCUCGCCGCGGCCAGCACACAGCCCUGGCGAAAGUUGCCAGAGCAGAAGUCGCCGACCGGCGGGAAGCCGUGCGCCCUGCAGCGGCAGCAGGCGACGGCAGCCGAGAAGCCCUGGGAUGCCAAGGCCCCCGAGGGCCGGCUGCGGAAGUGUGAGAGCACCGACUCGGGGUACCUGUCGCGCUCCGACAGCGCGGAGCAGCCGCCUGCGCCCUGCAGCCCCCUGCACAGCCUUUCGGAGCACAGCGCCGAGUCCGAGGGGGAGGGCGGCCCGGGCCCGGGGCCAGGGGGCGCAGGGGCCGAGCCCCGGGCGCGAGAAGCCGGCCUGGAGCUGGAGAAGAAGCGGCUGGAGGAGCGCAUCGCCCAGCUCAUCUCCCACAACCAGGCGGUGGUGGACGAUGCCCAGCUGGACAACGUACGGCCCCGGAAGACCGGGCUGUCCAAACAGGGCAGCAUCGACCUGCCCACGCCCUACACCUACAAGGACUCCUUCCACUUUGACAUCCGCGCGCUGGAGCCGGGCCGUAGGAGGGCCCCGGGCCCCGUGCGCUCCACCUGGACGCCCCCAGACAAGUCUCGGCCCCUCUUCUUCCACUCCGUCCCCACUCAGCUCUCCACCACCGUGGAAUGUGUCCCCGUCACCAGGAGCAACUCGCUGCCCUUCGUCGAGGGCUCCAGGACGUGGCUGGAGCCCAGGGAGCCCCGGGACCCCUGGUCCAGGAUGCAGAAGCCUCUGAGCCCCAGGCCUGGCCCAGCCCGCCUGGGCUGCCGCUCGGGACUAAGCUCGACUGACGUUCCCAGUGGGCAUCCCCGGGCCCUGGUCAGACAGGCCGCAGUGGAGGACCUGCCAGGCACCCCCAUUGGCGAUGCCCUGGUGCCCGCAGAGGACACAGAUGCAAAGAGAACUGCUGCACGGGAGGCCAUGGCCGGCAAGGGCAGAGCGGGCGGCAGGAAGUGCGGCCAGAGAAGGCUGAAGAUGUUCUCCCAGGAGAAGUGGCAGGUGUACGGGGAUGAGACGUUCAAAAGGAUCUACCAGAAGAUGAAAGCCAGUCCCCACGGAGGCAAGAAAACCAGGGAGGUGGGAGUGGGCAGUGGGGCAGAACUGGGCCUUCCUCUGCAGAAAGAGGCAGCAGGGAGCUCAGGCACAGUCCCCACCCAAGACAGGAGGACCCCUGUCCAUGAGGACACAUCCACGGGGGCAACGCCAGAGCCUUGGGGAAAUCCACCAGCCCCGGAGGCCUCCUUGGUGACUGAGCCCACUAAGCAUGGAGAGACGGUAGCCAGGACAGGAGACAGUGACCGACCCAGGGUGGAAGAGGCUGUGUCAUCCCCUGCACUGGGUGGCAGAGACAGUCCCUGUUCAGGCAGUAGGAGCCCCCUGGUCUCUCCAAAUGGGAGGAUGGAACUGGGGUGGCAGAUGCCCCCAGCACCUGGCCCCCUCAAAGGGGGUGACAUAGAGGCCCCCAGGCCAAUUUUGCCAGACCCUAAGCUGGAAGGAGGUGCCCGAGGUGCGGGGGAUGUUCAGGAGACCUGCCUGUGGGCCCAGACUGUCCUGAGAUGGCCCAGCAGUGGCUCUGGGGAGGACAAGCUCCCCUCAGAGAGGAAGAAGCUCAAAGUGGAGGACCUGCACAGCCAGAAGCAACCAGAGCCUGUGGGCGCAGAGACCCCAGGUGGGCCCACGCAGCCUGCCUCUUUGUCAUCCCAGAAGCAGGAUGCUGAUCCUGGGGAGGUGCCAGGGGGCUCAAAGGAGAGUGCCAGGCAGGUGGGCGAGCCUCUAGAGUCCUCUGGAGCCUCCUUGGCUGCUGCUUCUGUUGCCCUGAAGAGGGUGGGGCCAAGGGACAAGGCUACCCCACUGCAUCCUGCAGCCCUAGCCCCCGGGGAGCACCCCCGACUGGCCACCCCACCUCAGGCUCCUAGAGUGCUCUCUGCCCUGGCAGACAAUGCCUUUUCCCCUAAGUACCUCCUCAGGUUACCUCAGGCAGAGACCCCCUUACCACUCCCCAUUCCCUGGGGACCCAGGCACAGCCAAGACUCUCUCUGCAGCAGCGGGUGGCCUGAAAAACGGGCAUCAUUUAUUGGGUCAGGACUGGGGACCCCUCUUUCUCCCAGCCCAGCCUCAGGCCUCUCCCCAGGUGAGGUGGACAGCAUCUUGGAGGACCCCAGCUGUUCCAGGCCAUGGGAUGGGAGAAAAGGGGCACAGCUGGGGGGGGACAAGGGGGACAGGAUGGCCACUAGCAGGCCAGCAGCCAGGGAGUUGCCCAUCUCAGCACCAGGGACUACCAGGGAGGCCACCUCCUCCCCGCCCACUCCAACGUGUGAGGCACACUUAGUUCAGGACAUGGAGGGUGACAGCCACCGUAUCUAUCGCCUCUGCAUGGGCAGCACUUUGGCAAGGGCCAGGCUCUCUGGGGAUGUCCCGAAUCCCUGGGUACCCAACUGGGAGCUGGGGGAGCCUCCUGGGAAUGCCCUAGAAGAUCCUUCUUCAGGGGCCCUGGUGGGCCCCGACCCGUGUUUCCCCCUCCAGCCUGGCUCCUUCCUCACUGCCCUCACUCGGCCUCAGGGUGUGCCCCCAGGCUGGCCAGAGCUGGCCCUGUCUUCCCACUCAGGGACGUCCCGGAGCCACAGCACCCACAGUCUCCACAGCACCCACAACCCCUUUCCCUCACUGAAGGCUGAGCCGCGGCUCACGUGGUGUUGCCUGAGCCGCAGUGUCCCUCUGCCCGCGGAGCAGAAGGCAAAGGCGGCGUCUGUGUACUUGGCGGUGUACUUUCCUGGUAGCAGCCUCCGAGAUGAGGGUCCCAGUGGCCCUCCUGGGAACAAUGGAGGAUGGACCUGGACAAGCUCUGGAGAAGGAGGGCCGGCGCAGAUGUCCAAGUUCUCCUACCCAACAGUCCCAGGGGUGAUGCCCCAGCACCAGGUGUCUGAGCCAGAAUGGAAGAAAGGCCUGCCUCGGAGGGCAAAGAUGUCUCGUGGGAACAGCAAGCAGAGAAAACUGAGGAUCAACCCUAAAAGGUACAAAGGGAAUUUCUUGCAGAGCUGUGUUCAGCUGAGAGCCAGUAGACUUCGCACACCAACCUGGGUGCGAAGAAGAAGCCGCCACCCUCCCACACUCGAGGGACUGAAGCCAUGCAGGACCCCUGGGCAGACCUCUUCAGAAACAGCAGGUCUGAAUCUACAAGAGGAGCCAUCUUGUGCCAACUCAGAAUCACCUCCUUGUUGUGGGAAGGAAGAGAAGAAGGAAGGUGACUGCAGACAAACCUCAGGAACCCUCUCUCUUGGUACAAGUUCAAGAACUGUCAGGGAAAUGGACAAACGCACUGUGAAGGAUAUUUCUCCAUCUGCUGGUGAGCACGGUGACUGUAUUACCCACAGCACUGCUGCCACAUCAGGAUUAUCUCUGCAAUCUGACACCUGCCUGGCAGUGGUUAAUGACGCGCCUCUACCCCCUGGCAAAGGUCUUGACCUUGGGUUGCUGGAGACUCAGCUGCUGGCCUCCCAGGAUCCAGUCUCAACAGAUCCCAAACCAUGCAUUUUCUCAGAUGCUCAAAGGCCAUCUUCCUUUGGGUCCAAAGGAACUUUUCCCCGCCAUGACAUUUCUACCUCUGCGGCUGCCAUUCGUAUUUCUCUGCCAGUGAGAACAGAUCACAUAGCCCAGGAAAUUCACAGUGCUGAACCACGAGACCACAGCCAGACUGCAGGGAGGACUCUGACAUCAAGCUCCCCAGACAGCAAAGCCACAGAAGAAGGCAGAGCACAGACCCUCUUGCCAGGGAGACCUUCAUCUGGACAAAGAAUUUCAGAUUCGGUUCCACUGGGGUCAACUGAAAAAACUCAUCUUGAAAUACAAGCUUCAGGACCAAGUUCAGCUAGUUCACACCACAAGGAAGGGAGACACAAGACGUUUUGUCCUUCCAGAGGCCAGUAUGGGUGUGGGGAAAUGACUGUCCUCUGCCCCUCUUUAGGAAGUGACGGUAGGAAACAUCAGGUAUCUGAAUUAAUCAUUCAGAAAGAUUCUGUGGUUCCUUCUAAGCCAGAGCAGCCCAUAGAAAUUCCUGAAGCCCCUUCUAAAUCCCUCAAGAAGAGGAGUCUGGAAGGAAUGAGAAAGCAAACUCGAGUAGAGUUCAGUGACACCAGCAGCGACGAUGAAGACCGAUUAGUUAUAGAAAUAUGAAGCUUCCAGAGAAACAUGGUGUCUUUGGUCAAAGACUGUUGACGCUUCACAAGUAAAUGUUGUUAGGCUGGCGGAAGAACUAAACUCUAUCUGUGAAACACCUACAGAUGAGGAAAGCCAUUUUGAGUUAUUUACAAGCCAACUUCAACCAACUUCUGACCCCCAACUCAGCUGCAGCAUUCCCCAGCUCCCCUUGGGAGUGCUCUACUCAUCUUCAAAUGGUGCCAGGCAGGGCAGACAUGGCAAGGAAGCAAACUCUGCAAAUGGUCAACGUGCACAGUGACUGGGCCUUGACUCCCAGCCUCGACUUCUGCACCUGUCCCCCACUGCCUCUCUGCAAUCAAAUGGCACUAACCAAGAAAGCCACAAUCAACACAUUUCUGUACAAGUGGGCCCCACACAGUCAAGGCAACUGGCUUUCUCCAUUAGUAAACUGAGGGUUUGCUUCCAAGGUGGAGAGAAUACUUGGGAUAAUUGGAGUAGCUUGACAAAGAGACGGGGGUGUGAACUGGGCACAAAGAUACUUCUGUUCAUUUUGGAGACAAAAUUCAGAUACAUUAAAAAACCGAAGCUUGUUCAGAGUAAUUCAUGUCCUUAGUGGAGUUGUAAAUACACUUCAAAAUGCCUAUGAUCCGGUGAUAUGCUGAUUACUUUUAAAUGUUGCACAAAUGGUCAAUGCUUAUUUAUGGUCAGAUGAUGCAAGUACAUGCUCUUGUGCCUGGUGCCUUUGCUGUGGAGAUCUCUGAGACUGUUGGUUUUUCUAGUUCUUGCAAAGGAACAUUGUGUUAAAAGUUAAUAGAACUGUCUCUCUGUAAUGAGUCAUUUUUUGAGAGGGAAAAAUUCACUUAUUUUCCUCUGAUUCUUUUUGUCAUAUUGUGCUCUGAGCAAUUUCAAUUAGAGGGUUACAUUUUAGUAAUCUGUACAGCUUAAACUGAUGCCUGCUCAUCGUGACGGGAGCCUUUUAGAUUUCCUUCAGAAGCUUCAAGGUACAAAACUAAUUGGAGUUUUGACGCUGUUUUACAUCUCAGUAAUUUUAUUUUCGGGGCUUAGUGUUACUUUGCUGUCAAAUUAAAUCAGCCUCUGUAUUGUGCACAUCAGAACUGCACAGAUAAAAUUCCCCAAUAUUCCAAGCCGGUGCACCCCUGUGCAGAAGAAAACAGCAGAUCUACGUCAGCCAGCCCAGGGGGCAAAGCCUCAGCUCCACUGCCUUCCUCUCCCCCUCCUUGCAUGGGAGAGGAGAAACUUAAAGAGGUUUACAUUGCUGCAUUUCAAUAAAAUUUUAUACUUGCUUUUGGUAUGAUUUUGUACAAUUUGAAAUUUGUAGCUGAGCUCUUUUGGUUUAACUUUGAUGUAAUGAUGUUCAUAUGACAUCUUGUACUUCAGAGACACAGCAGCAAUGCAGAGCAUCUCACACAUAUGAAUACACUUUAGUCAGUCUGUGCCUGUGACUAAGUAUGGUCAAAUUUCAAGUAUCUUCAUGUGAAUUUUCCAAUUUUGGUGUUUUUCAUAGAAAACUUCAAUGCCAGACCAGCUUCCCUGGUUACUUAGCAUAUAUUUGUGACCAUUUCAUAUGCACUCAUAAAUAUCCAAGGAUUUCAGGCCCAGCCAAGAAAAACAUAAGAAGGGAGGUAAAAAGGAUGUUGGACAUUCACUUAGUGUACUUUUUAAACCCAACAAAAGCGAUGUGGUGAUUAUCUCCCUUUUCGAAUGAUUCAUGCCACUGUAAUGAGAGAGGCAGUGUAGGCAAAUGGUCUGAGCCUUGGAUGGAGAUUGAAGUCCUGACUGUAGCUGGGAAAUCUUGGUUAAGAGUCUUUCUGUACCUUAGUUUCCCUAAGUGAGAAUAAGAGAGUUGGACAAGAUGAAUGUAUCUCCAGGUUCCAAUUUUUCUGAGAAUGGUUGAUAGAGAAGUUGCUCUCUCCUUAAAAUGCUUGGACUCAAUGGCUUGAAGAUAUUCCCCAUGGGGAACCAUUGCCACAGAGGCCUUGCAUGCAAGAAGUUUGGGUGGGGACAGUGAGGAACUGAAACACAAACACCUUCCACCAAUUAUUGCUGUGAAGAACCUGAGCCUGAAGAAGCUCCAUCUAAUUUUUUCCCCAGAGUUCCAGAUUUUAGGGUGCAAUCAUCCAGCCUAUACAUGUGGCUCAUAGUUCAGAAAAUUAAAAGCAAAACCAGAACUCUCCAGUAGGAAUGGAGAAAACCUAUCUGUAGGCUGAACUGGCUCCUUUGUCUUAGGAGGCACUGGUCAGGGGAAAAAAACUGUCUUCCAGACCCCUCCUUUCUGGGUGGCUACUGUGGAAUCAACGGGGUCACCGGCUGUAAAUCAGUAAGUCAUAGCUCCAAACAGCACCAACUUCAGGAUAAUGGUGGAAGCUCUGUCCCUCUAGGAGCCACUGUUGCCAGCUGUCACAUCCCAACCUAGGUCGAAUAUGGCAGAAUAUUGAUUUCAUCUCUAACUCCCUGUAUCUCUUACAAACGUAAAGCAGGUAGCCAAACCACCUUGCUUCCCUGGGCUUUGCCUAGUGGCUGGCAAUGUUUACAAGUGUACCUUACUUUAUAGCAACAUGAAUUUGUGAAAAAGCUGUAUGUCAAUGGAUUUUUUAAAAAUUAAAAAUGUGUUUUGAAUGACCCUAAGGGAUCUGGCUCUUAAAAAGCAUCCUAAGGUAAAGAUUUUUUUAAAAUGAACAAUCUUUUUAUAAAGCAAUGAACAAUCUCUGAGUUUAUAAAUCUUAAUUUUCCUAUGGGUCUUCUUAAAGUGAAAUACAAUUAUAAGAAUACAUUUUAAGGGUAACAUCAACAGCCUAGAACCCAGUUUGGGUUACUAAGAAUAAAAUGUCAGUAUUAUCAAUUGAUAACUACCACAGGUUUCUACUCUGCAAGUGUGUACUGCAUGAUGGUUAAGGAAAACCAAAUUUAUUUUAGAACAAAGCAAACCAGAGUUUAAAGAUCAGGGAUUUCCUUCUUUCCCCAGUGCUAAUUUUCCCAGUGUUAAUUUUAUUCUAUCUUUAGGUAAGGGUCUUAACCAACUGAUGCCUCAGUUUCUUCCACAGAGAAUAGUUAGAGGGAUGCUGUCAUGAACUAAGGAAAAGGGCACUGAACUUUUUUUUGCCAAUCUCAAAAGUGACAUUUCCCCAUGAUUUUAAAGACUCACCAGGUUUCUCUCUCCACCUGUACCUACACCCAGCUAGAUCUUGUCGUUAAAGAUGCAUGGAGGGAAGAGCUUUCAAUCCUUCCCUCCUUGGCAGCCUACAUCGUUAAGUGACUCAAAGUCAUGUGAUUUUUUGUGGACAACUGGAAUCCUCCUUCUUGUAAAACACAUUGAAAAACAGCUCAUCUCUCCUGUUAGGCUUAACCCUUGAAAUUUGAGACAAAGCUAAUAACCCCUUUGGUUCACAUCUCACAGUAACCAGGAGAACCUAUGGUUCGUUUGCCAAGUGAUUAAAAAAAAAGAUGGAGGAGGGUGUCUCUGAAUUUUAAUGAAAACACUGCCAAUAGCAUGGUGGGUAACCUAGGGCAAGUCAGACUUUUUCUUCCUGAAAUCACUCUUCUAAAGCUGAGACCGGAAGAGGAACCUUGCAGAAGUGCACUGUGACCACAGUUCUUAGCAUGAAAGGUAAACAAUUUGCAGUCGCAUGCCAAAAAGUAUUUCCUUGCAUUUACAUUCAUUACUUAGAAUGAUCACAUUAUUCAUUUUUUUCCCCAGCACAGAAAUUUGCAUUUUGCACAAAAUUUGCCUGGUGCAGCAGAUCUUUAUAGUUAUGGAAACUGUCAUCAUUAUCGGAAUGUGCUGCUGUUCAACUCCCCAGACAUAAUUUAAUAUGGUGAGGAGAAUAUGACCUGCCUGGCUCUAUGGGUGAUCAUAUUUCUACUACUGCAGCAAGCUGGACUUGUGUAUUUUUCCUCACUUCAGUUGUUAUUCCCAUAGUUCAUGUAGGGAGGCACUUUGGCUUUUGAAACACUACAUUUCUCAAUACUUAAGCACAAUUUAUUGCCCUUAUUUUUCAGAACCCAUUAAAUAUAAGGGUCAGAACCUAGAAAAUCUUAUGUGCUGAAUUUCUUCCCUGUAUGAUUCUUUUCAUCCAUGCUUUGCACUUAUGUAGGAAUAUACAUAAUUUGGUCUGAAGAAGUAUAGGAACAGUUGAGCACAUUACUUCACCAUUGGAAGAAUAGGAACCAGGGAAAAACAUCAGCCUCUGCCACUUGGAGCACUAGAGGAUUACGGAAUGUCUUGUACAUGCAGUCAACUGUUCAGGAUUUACUACUCAAUUGGUUGUUCACAAUCAGGGAAAUGAUUGGCUUCUUGGUUGUUUGUUGAACUUUCUUUAUAUGGUUAAAUUAUUUUGUUUUGAUAAAAAUAAAACUUAAAAUGCAAA